AUGGAAGCCAGAUUGGAGCGAGCUGGGCAGAAGAGGCAAGUACUGUUUCUCUGUAUGUUUCCGGGAGUGUCUUGGGCUGGCGCAGAGCCACUUCAGUAUGUCGUGGCAGAGGAGACCGAGAGGGGCACCUUUCUGGCCAAUCUAGUGAAUGAUUUGGGGUUGGGCGUGGAGGAACUGUCAGCCCAGGGAUCUAGACUUGUUUGGGACCAGAAUGUACGUAUCUGACUGCUCCAUGAGCGUACUGGUGACUUGUUUCUGAAUGAGAAACUGGACCGAGAGGACCUGUGUGGCUCCACAGAGCCCUGUGUACUGCCUUUACAGUUGUUGGAAAGGCCCUUUCAGAUUUAUCGUGCUACACUGCAAGUCAGGGACAUCAAUGAUCAUUCUCCAGAAUUUCUAGACAGAGAGAUCCCCUUGAAAAUAUUAGAAAGUACCACUACAGGGGAGAGGUUUCUGUUAGAAAGGGCUCAGGAUUUGGAUGUUGGAAGGACCAGUCUGAGUAACUAUACCAUCAGCCCCAGUGCCUACUUCCACAUUAAAGUGCGUGAUGGAGAGGGGAUGAUAUUUCCUGAAUUGGUACUAGAUCAAAUGCUGGAUCGUGAGGAGAUGGCUGAAUUCACUUUAACUCUCACUGCCUGGGAUGGUGGCUCUUUGCCCAGAUCCCGAACAGCCCAGGUGCGAGUCUUAGUGGCAGACAUAAAUGACAACUCCCCUGAAUUUGAACAUUCGCUCUACCAGGUUCAGUUACCAGAGAACACUUCCAUUGGAUCCUUGGUAGUUGCUUUGUCCUCUCGGGAUUUAGACACGGGAAGUUAUGGGGAUAUUGGCUAUGGAUUUUUUAACGCGACUAAGAAUUUCAAAACAUUUCAAAUCAAUUCAACCUCUGGCAGUCUUCAUCUUAAAGGCAAAUUGGAAUAUGAAGAAAUUCAAACGUAUUCUUUAACUAUUCAGGUCAAAGACGGUGGAGGACUUUCUGGAAAAUGUACUGUGGUUGUUGGGGUCAUGGAUAUAAAUAAUAAUCCACCAGAAAUUCUCAUGUCACCACUUACGACCCCAAUUGCAGAAAACUUGCCAGAAACAGUCAUCACUGUUUAGGAUAGAGAUUCAGGGAAUAAUGGGGAAACAGUGUGUUCCAUCCAGGAUGAUCUUCCAUUCUUCUUGAAACCAUCUGUAGAAAAUUUCUACAUCCUGGUAACGGAACAUGCACUGAGCAGAGACGAGUACAACAUCACCAUCACCGUCUCAGAUAUGGGCACACCCAGGCUGAAAACGGAGCACAACAUAACAGUGCAGGUGUCCGACGUGAACGACAACGCCCCAGCCUUCAGCCAAACCUCCUACACCCUGUUGGUCCCAGAGAACAACAGCCCCGGCCUGCACAUAGGCACAGUGAGCGCCACAGACACAGACUCAGGCACCAAUGCCCAGAUCACCUACUCGCUGCUGCCGCCCCAGGAAGGCGACCAAGACCCGCAGCUGGCCCUCGCCUCGCUGCUGUCCAUCCACGCGGACAGCGGGCAGCUGUUCGCCCUGCGCGCGCUGGACUACGAGGCGCUGCGGGCCUUCGAGUUCCGCGUGGGCGCCGCCGACCGAGGCUCGCCCGCGCUCAGCAGCCAGGCGCUGGUGCGCGUGCUGGUGCUGGACGCCAACGACCACGCGCCCUUCGUGCUCUACCCGCCGCACAACGCGUCGACGCCCUGCACCGAGCUGGUGCCCAGGGCGGCCGAGCCCGGCUACCUGGUGAGCAAGGUGGUGGCGGUGGACGGCGACUCGGGCCAGAACGCCUGGCUGUCGUACCAGCUGCUCAAGGCCACGGAGCCCGGGCUGUUCGGCGUGUGGGCGCACAACGGCGAGGUGCGCACGGCCCGGCUGCUGAGCGAGCGCGACGCGGCCAAGCACCGGCUGCUCGUGCUGGUCCAGGACAAUGGCGAGCCGCCGCUGUCGGCCAGCGUCACGCUGCACGUGCUGCUGGUGGACGGCUUCUCGCAGCCCUACCUGCCCGUGGCCGAGGGCGCGCGCGACCCGGCGCCGCCCGACGCGCUCACUGUCUACCUGGUCAUCGCCCUGGCGUCCGUGUCUUCGCUCUUCCUCUUCUCUGUGCUCGUGUUGGUGGCGGUCAGGCUGUGCAGGAGGAGCGGGGCGUCCUCGCUGGGUGGCUGCUCUGUGUCCGAGGGCCACUUUCCUGGACACCUGGUGGACGUCAGCGGGGCGGAGAUGCUGUCCCACAGCUACCAGUAUGAGGUGUGUCUGACUGGAGGGUGGGGGACAGCCAAUAAGUUUAAAUUCCUAAAACCAAUUUUCCCCAACCUUCUACCCCAUAGCACAGGAAGAUAA
Jaculus jaculus (lesser Egyptian jerboa) is the source of this 2334-nucleotide messenger RNA. Its product is annotated as protocadherin beta-7. Gene Ontology annotation, molecular function: calcium ion binding. Gene Ontology annotation, cellular component: plasma membrane. The record is from RefSeq and is a predicted model, not a curated record. NCBI's taxonomy places the organism in Eukaryota, Metazoa, Chordata, Mammalia, Rodentia, Dipodidae. Gene Ontology annotation, biological process: homophilic cell-cell adhesion.